AUGCCGACCAACUCCUCGGAAAGAACCGUGACCACCGCCGCACCACCUUCGGCCACCACCUCAAACAUCCUAUCCACCGCCCAUCAUUUUAUUUCUAUCAAGCUAACAACCAGAAACUAUUUAUUAUGGCGUACUCAGCUCGUCCCUUUCCAACGCGGCCAACGCCUCCUCGGAUUUGUUGAUGGCGAAACUCCCUGCCCCUCGUCAACCGUCGACAGCAUUCCGGCCGCCGGCGACUCCACGUCCUGCGGUACAACCGUCGUUCCCAUGUUGAAUCCGGCGUUUGAAGCUUGGGUACAACAGGAUCAGUCGAUCCUCUCCCUUCUGAUAUCCUCGUUAACCGAUGAGGUGAUGUAUCUGACGGUUAGCCGGAAUAUAUCUCGUGAAGUAUGGCAAUCCAUCACCAUGACGCUCGGGUCGUCCACUCGCGCCCGGUGCCUAAACCUUCUUGGGCAGUUCCAAACCCUCCGGCAAGGUAACAGCUCUCCGGCAGAAUUUCUGGGACGUGCACAACUGCUGAUCGAAGACCUCUCGCUGGCUAGUCACCUGGUUUCAUUAGAAGAACAGAACUUGUUCGUAUUCCGGGGGUUCGACCGGAAUACAGACAAAUGGCUGUGUCACUCAUGGCCUCGGGGAAUCCGGUCUCGAUCACGCAAUUAUCCGAUUUUUUGCAGGCACAAGAGUUCAUCCUUGCGGAUGAUUACCCGACGACGAUUCCCGGCGUUGGUGGCUCUCCCGCCGCAAUAUUUCUCUCAUCCUCUCAAACCAAUGUGA
Molecule: messenger RNA, 774 nt
Organism: Ipomoea nil (Japanese morning glory)
Lineage: Eukaryota; Viridiplantae; Streptophyta; Magnoliopsida; Solanales; Convolvulaceae
Exons: 1
Coding region: 1-774 (257 amino acids)
Source: RefSeq, a predicted model, not a curated record